This is a messenger RNA of Anoplophora glabripennis (Asian longhorned beetle), 1715 nucleotides long. RefSeq names its product facilitated trehalose transporter Tret1. Gene Ontology annotation, biological process: transmembrane transport. The transcript has 2 exons. Gene Ontology annotation, cellular component: membrane. Gene Ontology annotation, molecular function: transmembrane transporter activity. Lineage: Eukaryota; Metazoa; Arthropoda; Insecta; Coleoptera; Cerambycidae. The record is from RefSeq and is a predicted model, not a curated record. Bases 36 to 1481 code for a protein of 481 amino acids.
GUGAAAGCGCUGUAGGGUACUGUGUUAACUGAAAAAUGUUUCUGAAACAUCCUAUAAGUUUUACUCUUGUUUCGGUGCUCACAGUAAAUCUGUUGGCCACUACAGGAGACAUAACUUUAUCAUGGACUUCCCCGAUCUACCCUAAACUCUACUCCAACGAUUCCUCCAUCAAUCCAUUGGGCAGACCCAUCACGGAAGACGAAGAUGGGUGGCUGGGAUCCUUGCUUACUCUUGGAGCAAUUGUGGGCCCUUUUCCCUACAGUGUCGUAGCCUCUAGGUUCGGAAGAAAGAUAGGCCUACUCGCAAUCGCAAUUCCACACAUCGUGUCCUACUUCACCUUGGCCUUUGCGAGGACGAUCUAUCUGUUCUACUUCGCGAGAGUAUUUGGUGGCUUAGCCAUGGGUGCCGGGUACAGUCUGCUGCCUAUGUACAUUGCAGAAGUAUCAGAAGUCGCCAACAGAGGCAUGAUGUCGCUAACACUAAACGUAUUUUGGGCCAUAGGAAACUUUAUCCCGUACGCAAUAGGUCCCUUCAUAUCUAUCAUGUGGUUCAACAUAAUUUUAGCUUGCAUCCCGACAGCCUUCUUUAUUAUAUUUGUCAUAAUAGGGGUUGAAACCCCAUAUUUCUUAGCCGAGAAGAACAAAACUGAUAAAGCUGAAAAAUCACUGAUGAAAUUAAGGUCCCUCGAGAAACAAGGAGUGCAGAAGGAGCUUGAAGAUAUCAAGGCUCACUUGAAAAAGGAUGAGGACGGACACUUGACUGACAUCUUGAAGAGACCAGAGCUUAGAAAGGCCUUCAUAAUAUGCUUAGUGCUAAUUAUAGCCCAAGAAUUGUCUGGUUUCUGCGCCAUCACAUUCUAUUUACAACCUAUAUUUGAAGCUGCAGGCACACCAAUAUCUUCAGAAAUGUCUGCUCUCUACGUAGGUAUUUCUAUGCUUGUAUCUAGCUUCAUAUCACCCUUCCUCGUAGACCGUCUAGGCAGGAGAAUAUUAAUAAUAGGAUCGUGUUGUGGUAUGUGCGUUGCACUGGCCAUGAUAGGUGCCUUUUUCUACGUGCAAGAUGCAACAGACAAUAGCACCGAUUCCAUUACUUGGAUUCCCAUCUUCAGCUUAAUUUUCUACAUCACCUCUUUCAAUUUCGGUAUGAGUUCUGUACCCUGGACGCUCUGUUCGGAGAUGUUCCCAAGCAAUGUCAAGCAGAUAGCCGCCUCGUGUGUAUCCAGCACCUGUUGGAUCACAACUUUCCUAGUUACCAGAUUUUUUAAUGAUAUGAAUGAUGGUUUGGGAAGGUUCGGCAGCUUCUGGUUCUUCUCGGCUUCGUGUCUGGUCGCUGCAGUGUUCAGCGUAGUAAUGGUACCAGAAACUAAAGGCAAGAGUUUCAGCGAUAUCCAGGAUAUGCUUCGAUAUGGAUCCAUAAAGAAGUCUGGGGAUAAUAUAGUGCAUGAAGUUAAAGUUUGGCCUGACGAAAAUGGCAUAAAAUGAAAACGGUGAAAUAUCUCAAAAUUAAUAUAUUGGUGUUUAUUUAAUUCAGGGGGUAAUAAAAGUGAAAUACAAAUAAUUUAAUAAAAUAUAUAAAAAGAGGUAUUUGAAUACACGACCAACAUUUAUUACACCAAGUUGAUUUCAACAUGUAAAUAUUCGUGGAUUUUCUCAAAUUUUACUGUUUGUACCAUAAUUGUUAUUUAUUUAGAAAAUAAAGACAUAUUUUUUAAUAUA